Camelina sativa (false flax) is the source of this 4778-nucleotide messenger RNA. NCBI's taxonomy places the organism in Eukaryota, Viridiplantae, Streptophyta, Magnoliopsida, Brassicales, Brassicaceae. The record is from RefSeq and is a predicted model, not a curated record.
CUGAUACGACUCAGCCAGUAAAUACCACGUCUGAUGAUGGAUCUGAAGUGAGAAAAGAAGUAGUUAAUUCUGAAAAUGAUAUCAGUAUAUCAUUAUCCACUGAAGAAGAGAAUAUGAAGUCUAUCAAUAGUGGAAGGGAUGGCACAGUAGAUUCUCUGACAUCUGACCCUGCUGAUUCUGAGAAGGGAGUUAUACAUGACGAUGCAUCUAUUAAUGCUGACGAAAUCUUUGCUGCUUCUGGAAACAUAGCUGAAGGGAAAGGAGUUGAAGUUGAAAGUGGGUCUGGAAGUGUGGAAAAGCCACAUCAGCCAUCCUCUCUCCAUGAAUAUAUUCCUGAUGUUUCCUUGAUUCGUGCAAGGGGAGAUCAGGUAACUGAUGUAGGGGAAAUGCAGGAAGAAGAUGGUUCACACAUGGAGCAAUCUUCUGACUUACUUGCAAAGGCAGGUGUGGAUAAGAUUGCAACUGAAGAAAGGCAAACAAGCGAUCCAGCAUCUGCUUCCCCUUCACACUUUUCAGAGGGAUCCUCAGUUACACUUGAUUCAGUUCAACUAGAAGGAAUAAGUGGUAAUAUUAGAAGCCAACAGUUCAGGGAAGCUGCAGAGCUUAAUGAAGAGAAACCAGAAACAUCUAUUCAUUUUCCUGAGAACAGAGAUCACGUACUUUCUGCUGAACCUGAGGAAGGCUCUGUUGCACAUAUGACUAGUCAGCUGCAAUUGCCUAAGAGCGUCAGUCUAUCUGAAUCUUCGAGCCAUGAGGAACCUCGUACUAUCGACACAUUGAAUCUAUCUGGUGACGUUUCCGUUGCUCAUGUUCAUGAAGGCCGCUCAGUUAGCUUCGUACAGCUUAUGGAUAUUGUACGAGGACUUGGACAAGAUGAAUAUCAAAUUUUGUGCAAUGCAAGAGAGGCUGCUUCCAGUAAUGAGCCAGGAACAAGUUCCUUGGAGCGAUUAAGAGAAGAACUAUUUGUUUCGAGUACCAUGGAAGAUAUACUCCAUGUGCAACUCAGGGAACAGUCUCAUCUACAAAACGAGUUUGAUCAUCAACAUAACCAAUCGGUAGCUGAAAUAUCACAGCUUCGUACAUCAUAUAAUGCGGUGACAGAGAGAAAUGAUUCUCUUGUAGAGGAACUAUCAGAGUGCCAGUCUAAACUAUAUGCUGCCACAAGGUCAAAUGAGAAGCUUGAAAAUCAGCUUCUUGCUACAGAAGCACAAGUGGAGGAUUUCACUACUAAGAUGAAUGAAUUGCAGCUUAGCCUAGAAAAGUCCGUGUUGGAUCUAUCUGAGACGAAAGAAAAGUUCAUCAAUCUUCAGGUGGAGAAUGAUACGUUGGUUGCAGCCAUUUCUUCCGUGAAUGAUGAGAAAAAGGAACUUCUUGAAGAAAAAAAAUCCAAGAACUAUGAGAUUGAGCAUCUUUCGUCUGAGUUAAACAAUUGCAAGAACGUGGCGGCCAUACUAAAGGCAGAAGUUGAGCAAUUGGAAAAUACUAUUGGUCCACUGAAAGAUGAGAAGAUGAAUCUUAUGGAUGAUAAAUAUAGUUUAUUGGGUGAGGCAGAGAAGUUACAGGAAGAAUUGGCAAAUUGUAAGACGUUGGUCACCCUGCAAGAGGUGGAAAAUUCAAACAUAAAGGAGACGCUUUCUUUACUGACAGGCCAGCAGACUAAGUUUGAUGAGAACAACCUACGUCUCAGGGAAGAAAAUGAGAAAGCACAUCUAGAACUGAGUGCACAUCUGAUCUCGGAGACUUAUUUAUUGUCCGAGUAUUCCAAUCUAAAAGAAGGAUAUUCUUUGUUGAAUAAUAAGCUCUUGAAGUUUCAAGGGGAAAAGGAACAUUUGGUUGAGGAAAAUGAUAAACUUACGCAUGAACUUCUUACUCUUCAAGAGCGUACGUCAACUGUACAAGAAGAGCGGACUCAUCUAGAAGUUGAGUUAAAAGAAGCAAUAGCGCGCCUCGAUAAAUUGGCUGAAGAAAACACAUCUCUUACUAGCAGCAUUAUGGUCGAAAAAGCUAGAAUGGUAGACAUUGGUAACGAGGAUGCAUCAGGAUUAAUCAAUCAGGAAAUUUCUGAGAAACUUGAGAAAAGUUCAGAAGUCGGGGUUAGUAAACAGACCGCAUCAUUCCUUGAAAAUGCGCUAUAUACAAAUUUGGAAGAGGUGAUAGAAGAGACGUCUGAGUUUUCUGCCUUGAAGAAGAAUCUGGAUAAGGGGGAGAAAAUGGUUCAGAACCUUGAAGAGGCAAUUAAGCAGAUCCUUGCUGAUUCUUCAAUGAGUAAAUCUAGCGAUAAGGGUGCUACACCAGCAGUAUCAAAACUGAUUCAAGCUUUUGAGUCAAAGCAGAAACCAGAAGAACAGGAAUCGGAAAAAGCACAGUUAAGUGAUGAUCUAUCAGAAGGAGAUCAAUAUGUAUCUGUGAAUGUGCAGAUUAGAAGUUUGAGAGGCUUGCUUGCUCAGUUACUCUUGAAUGCUAAGGAGGCUGGUAUACAAUUCAACCAGUUAAGUGAUGACAGGACAUCGACAAAUCAAAGACUCAAGGAGUUAAAUGUUGAGUUCGCAUCUCAGCAGGAUCACAUUGAUGUUCUGGAGGCAGAUAGUAUUGAGAGUAAAAUUUCAUUUGAAGCUCUGAAGCAUUAUUCAUAUGAGCUGCAACAUAGAAACCAUGAACUUGAACUUCUUUGUGAAUCAUUAAAGCUAAGAAAUGGUAGUAUCGGUGUAGAAAACACGGAGCUCAAUAAGAAGCUGAGUUCUUGCUUACUAAGAAUCGAUGAGCUUGAAAUUCAGCUGGAAAACUUACAGCAGACUUUAAGUAGCUUUUUGUCCUCAAUGGAAGAACAGUUAGUGGCCUUGCAGGAUGAAUCUGAGAGGGCAAUGAUGCUAGAACAUGAAUUGACAUCAUUGAUAUCUGAAGUUGGUGAAGCAGUUGUGAGGCUUGAUGAUUGUCUACUCAGAUCUGGCACUUCUGAAGCUUCUGUUGGCUUAGAUAUGAGCAAGCGCAUAUCUGGCUCUAUUGAUAUGGCUGUAAAGUUGAUUGACGACCUGGAGGCAAAACUUGAAGCUGCUUAUGCGAAGCAUGAGUCCACCUCAAACCAAUAUGAGGAAUUGAAGCAGAGUUUCAAUAUUCUGUCUGAGAAGAAUGAAUUUGCAGCUUCUUCAAUGCAGAAGAUCUAUGCUGAUUUGACGAAAUUGAUUACUGAAUCAUGUGGGUCAGAGGAGAUAGCCAAUCUUGAAGUUGAAAACGUAGCUGUCUCUGAUCCUUUUAAGGAUGGUAGUUUUGAGAAUCUGUUGGAGGCUGUCCGAAAUAGUCUUUCUGAGAGGCUUGAACUUCGGUCUGUGAUUGAUAAGCUACAGUCGGACUUGUCGAGUAAAUCAAACGAUAUGGAGGAACUGACGCAGCAAAGCCUUCAUUCCAGUUCACUUCGAGAGUUAGUUGAGAAGGUUGAGGGUGUUCUGGAACUUGAAAGUGGAAUUAGUUUUGAAUCUCCUAGUUCACAUGUGGAGUUUCUUGUUUCCCAACUAGUUCAGAAGUUUAUAGAGACUGAGGAAUUGGCUCAUCUCCUCAGAGAACAGUUAGAGGCUAAGGAGAAUGAGUUGAUGGAGAUCCAGGAGAGUUUACUGCACCAUAAAACGGAAAUAGGUGGUCUCAGGGAAAAGUUAACCCACGCAGAGGAGGCGCUUGUGGCUGUACAAUCUGAGUUACAAGAUAAAUCUAAUGAAUUUGAACAAUCAGAGCAGAGGUUAUUAUCGACUAGAGAGAAGCUUAGCAUAGCUGUUGCUAAAGGAAAAGGCUUGAUUGUUCAGCGUGACAAUGUCAAGCAGUCAUUGGCCGAAACCUCUGCUAAACUACAGAAGUGCUCAGAGGAAUUGAAUUUGAAGGACUCAAGGGUUCUGGAAGUUGAAGCAAAACUUAAGACCUAUACGGAGGCAGGUGAACGCGUGGAAGCAUUAGAAUCUGAGCUUUCAUACAUCCGAAACUCAGCUACUGCACUCCGGGAAUCUUUUCUUCUCAAAGACUCUCUGCUUCACAGAAUUGAAGAAAUUUUGGAAGAUUUGGAUCUCCCAGAGCAUUUUCAUGCUCGAGAUAUAUUGGAAAAGGUGGAGUGGUUAGCAAGAUCAGCUAACGGCAACUCUUUGCGUCCCUCUGAUUGGGAUCAGAAGAGUUCUGAUGGAGGUGCGGGAUUUGCUCUCUCGGAGCCCUGGCGGGAGGAUGUACAAUCUGGCACAAGUUCUGAGGAUGACUUAAGGAUCAAGUUUGAGGAGCUCAAAGGAAAGUUUUAUGGAUUGGCUGAACAGAAUGAAAUGCUCGAGCAGUCCUUGAUGGAAAGGAAUACCUUGGUACAGAAAUGGGAAAAACUCCUCGAGAAUAUUGAUAUGCCUCCACAGCUACAGUCCAUGGAAGUGGAAAACAAGAUUGAAUGGCUUGCAACUACAAUAUCAGAGGCUACAGAUGAGAGGGAUACUCUCCAACAAAAGAUUGAUAACCUUGAAGUUUAUUGUCAAUCACUAAGUGCUGAUUUGGACGUAUCACAAAAGCAAGUUUGUGAUGUCGAGGCAAAUCUUCAGUCGUGUGUUAAUGAGAGGGUGAAUCUUUCUGAAAGACUGGAAAGUUUGAAUGGUGAUCAUGAGAGUCUUACUGGGAGGGCCAGUCACCUUGAAGUUGAGAAUGAGAAACUGCAGAAUCAAGUGAAUGAUUUGCAUGGAAAAUUAGUUGAGAAACUUGGGAAUGAAGAACAUCUUCAGACUAUUGAAGGAGAGCUAUUGAAUUUGAGGUACGUGAUUAAUGAUGUU